Molecule: messenger RNA, 3048 nt
Organism: Beauveria bassiana ARSEF 2860
Lineage: Eukaryota; Fungi; Ascomycota; Sordariomycetes; Hypocreales; Cordycipitaceae
Product: armadillo repeat protein
Exons: 3
Coding region: 1-3048 (1015 amino acids)
Biological process (GO): proteasome-mediated ubiquitin-dependent protein catabolic process
Cellular component (GO): GID complex
Molecular function (GO): protein binding
Source: RefSeq, a predicted model, not a curated record
AUGGAUCGCCCUCAGAGCUCCCCGAUCCUUGCGCAAUUGCGUGGCGCAAAGACCUUUCGCGAACAAACAGCUGCACUCCAGGCGCUCAAGAACGAAAUCGUGGGACAUGUUCAGAGAAAGGAAGAAUGGGUGUCUGUGGGUGUGUUGGAGCCCAUCGUGAGGUCUUUGGCUUUGACCAGAGCUCCUCUCAAGACGAAUGGCAAAGAUACACGACAGUUGGCCACAAUGCGCCCGCUCUCGGAGGAAGAUAGCGUCAAGCUUCAAGCUCUACAACUCGUGAGCAGCUUUGCUACUGGUGGCCCUGCUUUCUUGCCGCCUCUUGACGCCGCCAUGGCACUCCCCGCGAUCCUGAACAACAUCUCACCCGCUUCCACCCCAAUACAGAUCAUCGCUGCUGCUCUUAAAGCCCUAACAACGAUUGCUGAUGCAGCCUUACUAGCAUCGCCGACUUGCAGCUUCAACAUCGAGGUCAUUGCCGAUCACGUCUUCACACCACAGCACAUUGAAUCGCUCAGCAUCAUUUCAGCUUCAUCAUCUGCCUCGGGAUUGACUCCGCCCGUCACCACGCAAAAUACUCUCGCUCUUGGAAUAAUAUGUCGUCUGUGCCGACAAGAGCGCCACCAACAGGCCCUCGCAGCUGGCGGUGUGCUGGACUUGCUGGCUACGCAACUCGCUAGCAUUGCUGUCCGUGAUGGCUUCGUUGUACCUGGCGCGGAGGAGUCGGCAAGCAGAGACACAAUUUCCAAGGCAUUUCCUGCAGCAGCGAAGAAGAGUGCCAAGAUUGGACCGGUUCUAGAGGCUAUUAGUGCUAUUAUCGGGGACUCCAAGUAUCGAGCGACUCGCCUGAUCAACUCACCUUCCAUUUUAGCCGUCUUCCCUUCAAUAGAGGCACGUCACUUUCCUCAGGUCGGGAUUGGCAGGAACCAAGAUUCGGAAAAUUCUGGGGAACUCUUCAGACCCAAAUGGCUGACAGCCAUGGAAUACCUUCUUCCGGCUGUUGUCAUUCCGCAGACACGAAGCGGCACAUCUACGCCGUACUCCCAUCCAGACUACAUCGACACAAAGAGCGGUCGCAGAGGAAAAUCCGGCCUUGCGCUGACAGAUGCUGCUCGUUUCCAUGUUCCCGGCCACAACGGAUCGUAUCCGACCUCAGAUAUUGAAAGUCCGCUCAUCCCCUGGCUCAUCUAUCUAGUGAGAUCGCUGGGUGAAGUCGAACGUCUCACGGCUCUGUCUGUUCUUGCUUCGCUCUUUAGAGCUGGUCUCUGUAUGACAAUUGCACGAGAGACAACCUUGGCUUUGUUGGUGGUACCGAUACUCAUCCACAGUAUUGAGAAAAAUGAUAAGGAAAGCAAGGACAGUGAGGACCUGGAGGAUGUUGACAAUGUCAAAACUGUGACAAGACAUUAUGUGCUAGAGCGGGCCCCUGUCAUACUUGCACGUCUCAUCACCGACUGCGAGUUCUUACAGAAGGCGGCUUUCGACUGCGACGCCGUCAAAGUACUCGCGAAACUGCUCAAAAACACCUACCGGCCGCUGCCAGCCAUUCAACCUCAGUACUGGUCAUUGAACGCCGAUGACGGUAUGGAAGUAGAGGGCAUAUCGCCUAUGUAUCGACUCGGUGACAACGGCAUCCAUCCUGUGAUGGCUCAUCGCAUUCGAACCCGCGAAGCCGCACUAAAAGCAAUUGGGGCGAUUGCCGCGUGCGAGGAGAAUUACAGGAAAGCACUGGUGCUCGAGGACUUUGUACCAUACGUGGUAGAGUCACUCAACGAAUUUCCCGGCAAGCCUCGACAACUCAAAGAUCACAAGGACAAAAACGCAGCGGAGCCGGCCCGUACUAGCCCCGAUCCCGAUUAUGGUACCAACCCCAUCGGAGUCAUUGUUGCGGCAUGCUUCGUGGCGAGGAUGUUGUCGAGGUCUGUCCACACGUCCCGAACCGCACUGAUUGACCACAACAUUGCGGCGCCCAUUCUCAGUGCUAUGAAGCACUCGGAUGUCAACUUGCAAAUUGCCGCGACUGCAACUGUAGCCAAUUUGGUUGUUUCUGUCAGCCCAUCAAAAGAGUAUCUUACAGAGCAUGGAGUCAUGAGGUUGCUCUGCGAGCAUGCGCAUUCCUUCAACCCUGCGCUUCGACUCAAUGCUCUUUGGGCCCUAAAGCAUUUCGUCGAUGGAGUUUCGGCCCAUCUGAGGAAGACAUGCUUGGAGCUGCUAGAGCCAGGCUGGCUGAUUCGGCUGAUAAGCGACGAAGACCAGGACGAGGGCCUGUACACCUCGAGAAUGGUAGAUGACUUGGAUGAGGAGAUGGACAGCGAGCAGCUUGACGGCGCGCCACGCUGGCUGUACGCAGCUGAGGGGGCAAUUUGUUCCGUCGAUGCUUCAGAAUCUUCCAGGCUUCGUCAAAUCGAGGACUACUUAUCCUCUAUUCGGGAGUCUGAAAGCAAUCCACUCCCGCGGACGCGCAACGAUAUCGUAGCAGUCCAGGAGCAAGGCGUCGACUUUAUUCGAAACCUGAUAGGCCGAGUCGAUGGUGGCGUUGGAGCAGACCCGUCCGCUGCCAACCCCGAGGUUAUCGACUAUCUAUUCAAGGCACUAGGGCAAGACCGUCUGUUCGAGAUACUCGCCGCAAAACUACGCGCCAAGAUCCUGCAUCCAUUCGCGCGAAAAGCGAGCAGUUCAGGGCGCGAGACCAAGAUUGUGCACCCCAACGCGCGCAUCGUCACUGUUGUCAUAUAUAUCUUGACGCACAUUGCGGCAACCGGCCCGCGCUACUGCCAACUCGUCAUUUCGCAGACGGAGCUGCUCAAGCUCCUAGCUCAGCAAGCUAAUAACAAGGAUUGCGAAGUACGCCUAGCGCUGUGCCGCCUGCUCUACAAUCUGACGACGAAGGACAAUGGGGCGGAAUCGCAAGCCUGUGCGCAGCGGGCGGCAGAACUCAAGCGCCUCGGAUUCGCUACCAAGAUAGAGACUCUGAUGAAGCAAGACAGAGACCUCAAUGUCCGAGAGAAUGCUAGGAUGGCCGCUUGGUUAAUCGACAAUCCGGCCUCCUAG